ACUUUGCAGCCGGGCGCCGAGUUUCAGACUGCAGCCUUGCUCCGCGUAGACCCGGGCCUCUUCGCCCCUCAUCCAAGUCUGCGACGGAUGUAUGCUGACAGGCAUCCUCUGAGCAUUGGUUAAAGCCCUACAGUAUUCACCUUUGCACCUCUGGUUUAUCUACUGUCGCCGCCGCUGCCUCCUCCAUCUCCCCCUCGCCUCCUCCCUCCUUUUCUUCCCCAUCCCCACCCUAUCAUCAUUUGCACCACCACCAAAAUACGCGCCCCUCUGGUAGAGUCAAAACUCCCCCUGAAGCGAUGGGGAGGGCAACACCCAUCCCCCCUCCUAUCUCUGCCUAGGCUCCCGGUUUUACUGCAGCAAUUGGAGGUGAGGUGACAGCGCCACCUCGGUCUCCUCCGUAGCUCUCAGAGCCCCUGCUCCCCCCAGUAACACGGAAGGCGCCCUCUCUUGAGAGGCUAAUCUCUGAAGAAGUGCGAACAGGCUACAGAAAAACAAAACAAAACAAACCGAAUUUUAAAAAUGUAGAAGUCACUAGGCUGCAUUCCUCGGAGAACAACCCAGUCUCCCAGAACUGAGUAUCAGCGCAUAGGAAGUUGGGACCUUAGAGUGAAGGGGGAGGGGAGUGGUGCAGCCGGCAUUCUCUUCUGGAAGGAGUCACUGCAAGCCCUGCGGUUGGACAUAAGUUUGCGUAAGAGUGUUUUCCUUUUGUCAAUUAUUAAUCACCGGAAUCAGUUUGGCAGAACUGGAGUUUUAGCAGUAGUGCAGAGGGCGGGGCCGAACACCUAACUCUGGGAGCCUCAGCUGUGCCCAACACAGUGACAAGCUAACAGAAGCUGGGGAGAAGCCAGAGCAUCUAAGCCCACUCUAAGGCAGGAGACGAAGAAAUAGAGCCCAGAGAGGAGAAAUAAUCUACACCAGAUUGUUCAGAGGAAAAGCAUCACCGAGUACCAAGCCUGGAUUCUCCUGCACAGAAUUGCUUUGAAAAGGUUUCCAGAAAGGAAGGACAGGAUAAGCAAAGCUACCAGAAGCUACCCGAUUGUCAACGUAUGAUGUCACUCACCUAUAACCCAGCACUGGAGUAUGAGCAUCGCGGUUCUCAGGACAGCCUGGGUGGCAUGGCAAGAGUGUCUCAAAAAGAAGACAACAAGAAGAAAAAGGCAGACUUUUCACGGCUUAAGGAAGAACCAUGGAUUUCAAGCGUGUGAAGGAGUAUUUUGCCUGGCUCUAUUAUCAAUACCAAAUCAUCACCUGCUGUGCUGUCAUGGAGCCUUGGGAACAAUCGAUGUUCAACACCAUCAUACUAACCAUUGUGGCUAUGGUGGUAUACACUGCCUAUGUCUUCAUCCCCAUCCACAUCCGCCUGGCUUGGGAAUUUUUCUCCAAAAUAUGUGGAUAUGACAGUUCCAUUUCUAACUGAUCUCAUCUGAAUUCUGUGAAAUGGCAUAAUGUAUUCACGUUGCUUACAACUUACUGACUUGGGUGACUGUAUCAUCUUUCACCUCUGACCUGACCAGCACUCUCUCUAUGCACUGUCCCGCACAUCCUGCCUGGAGUAUGAGAUAGGUUUUUCCCCCACUUGCUUUUGUACAUGCAACAUUGUGCAUCAGGUGAUAGAAAAGGCAAUGACUUUAACCCCCUAGCCCACAUUUGCUCAACUCUAUGGCUUUAGAUUUCUUUUGAAAUCAGGAUGCUUUGAAAUAAAACUUUUCUGGAAAAAUAGGCUUAUAAGAGACAUGACAAGGUCAUACUUACACUACGCUGUUCAUAUUAUUCUAUACUAAAGGACAUGUUACAAAAGUAUUCUUCAUAGGCUACCGUCAAAAGUACCCUGUACUUGUUUACAAUUUAUUAAAAGAUGGGAAUAAAUAGAUGAACCUUUAAAGUCUUAUUUUCUGGGAAAUAGCUAAUACCUAAAAUUCGUUUCUUCUUCUUUUUUAAAUUUUUUCUUUGCUUUAGCUAAAAUUCUUUUAGUUUAAAGUAACAGGCCAGAGUCAGUUAUCUUUUCUUCAGAUUUUGUUUCAGCAUCGUUUCAAAUGCUCCUGAAAUCUGGCUUUAUUACAGCUUUAAAGGAAUGAUUUUUUUUCUAGGUAAACAAAUAACUAUUAUACUAGAGAAUAAUUUAAGUUUAAGAAACAAAGGAUAAUCAAAGCAAAUUCCGAUACUGUGACUUUUGAUCACGCCCCACUUUCCAUGAUGCUGGAGACAGAAAAAGAGAGAUUGUUGUUUUGCUGUGCCUUCGGUGAAAGGAAGGGAAGCUGUGUGUCCUAGGCUACAGGAAGAAAAGCUAAUAAAUAGGCUGGAAGUAAUAGCCAGACAGCGGGGAGUCGGGAGCUCCAGUUAAAGGCUUUGAUACAGCAGCUCCUUUGCACAGCAGAAACAAGACUUAUUAAAUUUCUCUCAAAAUGUUUAUCUUCAAAGCAGAUGUAAGAUUUUAAUUAUAGUGCUGAGUCAAACAUAAGAGCCAAAGACCAAGCCUUGCAGCGUUUCUUUCCUCUCAAUAAAUAUUAACAUUAGUGAUUCUGGUAAAAUAAAUAAAUAAAUAAACCGGCUUUGGACAAUAUUGGCACCUUUGUUUUAGGAGAGAAAUAUUCCAAGGAGACAGCCAAAGAAAGAUAUUUGGCAAAAAUCAACCAGCAUGUCUGUUUAAAAAAAAACACAAAAUGUACAUUUUAAAGAG
Messenger RNA from Mus caroli (Ryukyu mouse), 2677 nucleotides. RefSeq names its product serine palmitoyltransferase small subunit B (gene Sptssb). Gene Ontology annotation, cellular component: serine palmitoyltransferase complex. Gene Ontology annotation, biological process: endoplasmic reticulum organization; ceramide biosynthetic process. The record is from RefSeq and is a predicted model, not a curated record. Lineage: Eukaryota; Metazoa; Chordata; Mammalia; Rodentia; Muridae. Gene Ontology annotation, molecular function: serine C-palmitoyltransferase activity.